Camelina sativa (false flax) is the source of this 763-nucleotide messenger RNA. The record is from RefSeq and is a predicted model, not a curated record. NCBI's taxonomy places the organism in Eukaryota, Viridiplantae, Streptophyta, Magnoliopsida, Brassicales, Brassicaceae.
UAUUGUUUCAACUUGACUGGAGUAGGGGGGGGAUAAGUCUACUCCUACUGCCAAACAGCAGCUUUGCGAUCGGAGAAGAGUGUGUGAGUCGACGGUGCUGCUGGCACACAUAGAUCAUACAUACUCCCCGUAGUUUGCUGCUUCUCGUCUACGGAACGGAUCCGUUUUUGAGAUCAAGAACAAGUUCGUAUUUCAUGGCCAAGGAUCAGCACUUGCGACCUUGGUUUCUGGAUCUAGUGCCAGCUUUGGUUAUUUUCCUCGCCGCAGCUCAUGUCAUCGCAUUGGGUUACUGGAUUUACAGAUUAGCUACUGAUCGUCGACCUCAGAGAGGUAAAUUUCACUGAAGAUACAUCGUACAUCCCACUAGGUACCCUUCCUUCUUCAGUGGGGUUUCACACGUUGUCUGAGGGUCCCAAGAGAACCGACUAGAAGAUGUAACCAAGCGUAGAAAAUUGUCAUCGAAAACCCAAUUUAUCUGGCUGGAAAAAUGGUAUUCAGUAGUUAGCUUUUCAAAACAAACAUCACAAUGUGGAAUUGUAUAGCUUGUAAAAGUCCUUUUUUUUAAAAAAAAAAAAAUCCCUCUAGAAGAUUUAAAUGACUUUAAUCACAAAAUCAAGUAUCUUCAUUUGUUUCUUUGUUCACAUGUCAUGUUUCUUUAAUCAGUUCAUUGAUUUUGUUAGUUCUCUGUUUCUGCUUGUAGAGCUUGCUAUUAUGUGACAACUCUUAUAAAAGCUUCAAUUAGCUGGCACAGGUUAUAAACUCC